Exophiala xenobiotica is the source of this 2420-nucleotide messenger RNA. RefSeq lists its product as uncharacterized. Gene Ontology annotation, biological process: transmembrane transport. Gene Ontology annotation, cellular component: plasma membrane. Lineage: Eukaryota; Fungi; Ascomycota; Eurotiomycetes; Chaetothyriales; Herpotrichiellaceae. The transcript has 2 exons. The record is from RefSeq and is a predicted model, not a curated record. Gene Ontology annotation, molecular function: purine nucleobase transmembrane transporter activity. Bases 420 to 2225 code for a protein of 601 amino acids.
GCUAUGAUCUUGAUUGUAGUCCAUCGCCGCUCUCCGAAAGAGACGAAUCGAUCCAACCAAAGACAAUGUCGAAACCUAUCAGCAGGCCAAGACACACAAAGCAUCGCCAAGGCAGACUGAACGCAUUUUGGUCAAGCGGAACCCGCCUGUCGUCUUGGCUGAUGGUCUGCUGUGUCCACUGAGAGUCGUCUCUCGGGUGUAACUGCAGUUGCUUUGUCCCGUCCAACAGCACGAGACUCUCUUAUCAGGAUUUUCCGCUACAGAGGCCUCGAGCUCGAAACUCAACUGGCCUUUUGUUGUAAGCAUCGACAUAUAUCAACCUUCAGUGCCUGAAAGGUAGGUAGGCAUUGUUGGCCUUCUUGUCUGUCUUACUCUUUUCGCUCCUCAACCUCGUGUGUUCGUAGCCCUCAGCCGCCGUCAUGGGCCUCAACGGAUGGAUUCACAAUGCCAACAUGGCCGUCGCUCGCUCCUUUGUGGGCAGACGAUUUCGGCUCGAUGGCUCAGGUCAUCCCCGGGAACGAAAAGGCACCUACUUCUUCACCGAGAUACGGGCCGGUUUGGCGACAUUCUUCGCCAUGGCGUACAUCAUCUCCGUCAAUGCAACAAUUGUGUCUCAAUCAGGUGGUACCUGCGUUUGCCCGCCUGAUAGCCCUGAUCUAUGCGACAGCGAUCCAGACUACAUGCUCUGCGUUGCUGGCAUCCAGCGAGAUUUGGUUACCGCGACGGCUGCAAUUUCUGCCCUCACGACUUUCUGCAUGGGAUUGUUCGCCAACAUGCCGAUUGCCCUGGCUCCUGGUAUGGGUCUCAAUGCAUAUUUUGCCUACACUGUCGUCGGAUACCACGGAUCCGGCCUUGUUCCAUACCAAGUCGCUGUCACAGCAGUCUUUGUCGAGGGGUUCGUCUUCGUCGGCUUGACCAUUCUCGGUCUGCGCCAGUGGUUGGCUCGGGCGAUCCCUGCUUCCAUCAAGCUCGCCACGGGCGUCGGCAUUGGGCUAUAUCUUACCUUGAUCGGCCUGACGUACAGCGCUGGCAUUGGUGCCGUGACAGGCGCUCAAUCCACUCCUCUUGAAUUGGCCGGUUGUGAAGCGCAAUACAUGGAUGAAAAUGGCCUUUGUCCGGCCUCGGAGAAGAUGCGGAAUCCAACUAUGUGGAUUGGCAUCUUUUGUGGCGGAUUUUUCACUGUCCUGCUCAUGAUGUUCCGAGUCAAAGGCGCAAUCAUCUUCGGCAUCCUCCUCGUCAGCAUUAUCUCCUGGCCUCGGGGCACGCCGGUGACUUACUUCCCUUACACGGAGCUCGGAGACAGCAUGUUCGACUUCUUCAAGAAGGUGGUCGCCUUCCAUCCCAUUCAGAACAUCUUGGUGGUGCAGGAGUGGAAUAUUUCUGGGUAUGGUGGGCAAUUCGGACUCGCCUUUAUUACGUUCCUUUACGUCGACAUUCUGGACUGCACUGGCACACUUUACUCAAUGGCCCGCUUCUGUGGCGCUAUCGACGAAAAGACGCAAGACUUCGAAGGCUCUGCCGUGGCUUACCUAGUCGAUGCCUUCGGUAUAUCGAUUGGUGCUCUUUUCGGAACCCCCCCUGUCACCGCUUACAUCGAAAGCGGAGCUGGCAUUUCCGAGGGCGGAGCUACUGGUCUUACAGCGAUAACCACGGGUCUCUGCUUCUUCAUCUCGAUCUUCUUUGCACCGCUGUUUGCUUCGAUACCGCCUUACGCUACAGGCUGCGUCCUGAUCAUUGUCGGCUCGCUCAUGGCCAAAGCCGCCAAGGACAUCAACUGGCGGUAUAUCGGCGACGCGAUUCCAGCGUUCCUCACCAUCGCCAUCAUGCCGUUCACGUAUAGUAUCGCAUAUGGCCUGAUCGCGGGCAUCAUCAGCUAUAUUGUGCUCAACACGAUCGUGUGGCUGGUGGAGAAGGCCAGCGGUGGCCGGAUCAGGCCCGCGGAUAAGGAGUACAAGGAACCCUGGACGUACAAGAUCGAAGGCGGAAUCUUGCCGCCCUGGCUCGUCCGUGCGUCCAAGGGCAAGAAGGAUUUCUGGAGACCGUAUGGAGAUGUCGAGCACAAUACUUCGCCGGUGGCUGGGAGGACUUUGGAGGGCAAGGAAAGUGUCGGUGCGGAGACCGCCAUGGCACAGGCUGGGGCUUCGGAGCGCGGCGGGUUCAGUGCUGCGGACAUGAGAGGGAGCACGACGAGUGGGAGUGAGGAGGGGGAGAAGUUGAAGCUUUGAAGCUUUGAAGCAGGAUCAGGUUUGGCGUUGUUCUGCGAUAAGCCUGACUGUCUUGGGGUCAAGUUGUACUAGUAGUUGACUGCGCCGUUUUUAAGACGAGAAGGAAACCCAUUAUUGCCUGCUAUAUUAUUGCAGUGAUAUGAUUUAGGACAUGGAGUACUCCGUAUUCCCCUGUCUCGCCUGACCAAAUUUGAC